GGGAACUUCCCGGAUCGCCCUGCUGUAGCGGACACUGGCCCAAUCGCCGCCCCUGCUCGGGACCCCCUGUGAUCCUGUGAUCCCUGUGCCGUGGGGCGCACCGUGCUUGCUUGGCAGCGAGCUGUCGAACGCUUUUGGAAGCUGUGGUCCUUGAUAUUCUGGCGCAUAUCUGCUCAAAAUGCCCAGCAAUUGCACCACUUCGAUAGGGACUCCGGAUGAAGGGCUUUGAAAAGAGAAGAUACGAAGGACGGUGUCGGCAGCACCUCACCGAACAGUGAAAAGCGUUAGUUGUCUUGACUCUCGGUUGCGCAACGUCCAAAAAGGUCCGGUGAUCCCAACCACCAACGCGGGAUGAGGGGCAGCAGCACAAGACAACAACACACCUCGACUUAACCUCAAGCUGCUCUAUAAACAGAGCUUGUCUUGCAUAUCUGGGCUUAAUCGCAUCUCACCUCUCUUCUCUUCUGAUCUCUUGCAAUUUCGCCGCGCCUCGUGCACAAGUUCUCCAACGAGGCGUGGUCAGUUUCAAGCCAACUAACAGCACCCUCCGCUCCGCACUCGUCGCCGCCGCUGUUAAAUACACCAUCGUUUCCCUCCUCGUGAGAACCUCGAGCCUUCGAUCGCACUCCUUCGCUUUAAUCGGAUCACCCGCGGCAAACGACAAGAAUAUCCCUAUAUAACUUAAUCCCUCUGAAAACACUCACAAUGUCACACUCCGGCCACGGCGGCGGCAUGGGCGACGGCCCCGCCUGCAAAAUCUCCAUGCUCUGGAACUGGUACACAAUCGACGCCUGCUUCCUCUCCUCUUCAUGGCACAUCACCACCAACGGCGCCUUCGCGGCCACCUGCAUAGGCGUCAUCCUGAUGGUCAUCCUCCUCGAAGCCCUACGCCGCAUUGGCAAGGAAUACGACGAGCACAUCCAGCGGGACUUUGCGGCAAGGGUAGCACUGAUCGCUAACGGCGGUCUUGCCCCCUCUUCCGCCGCGCCGUCAUGCCCCGGGGCUGCCUCGUCGUCGUCGUCGUCGAACGAAGCGGUUGCUCCUCAGACAGUCACUUUCCGCGCGAGCCCACUGCAGCAGCUUAUCCGCUCGUUGAUCCACACUGCUACUUUUGGGCUGGCGUAUAUUAUCAUGUUGUUGGCCAUGUAUUAUAAUGGGUAUGUGAUUAUUAGCAUUUUGAUCGGGGCAUUGCUGGGCAAGUUCUUGUGUGAUUGGAUGACCAAGACGGUGGUGAUCGGGGCGGAUGGAACGGCAGCGGUGAAGAACGGGGGGCUGGUGGGGGGUGGGAUUGAUGAGCCUACUGUUUGUUGUGGGUGAGAUGUUCUCCUGAGUGCUUGGUUUACAUCGUCACAAGAGGCCGGGAAGAAGGGACGGGUCGUCCCGUGGGACAAAGGGGAGUUUGUGUUUUACGAAGCAGGCAAAGGAGUUUUUAUUUUGGGACAGAACUGGGAAAUAUAAUUCGUUGAUACCCCCUCCCCUUGCUUGUGGUUACUCGAUGCCGAGAGGUU
Messenger RNA from Podospora pseudopauciseta, 1508 nucleotides. RefSeq lists its product as uncharacterized. Gene Ontology annotation, molecular function: copper ion transmembrane transporter activity. The transcript has 2 exons. The record is from RefSeq and is a predicted model, not a curated record. Bases 706 to 1317 code for a protein of 203 amino acids. Lineage: Eukaryota; Fungi; Ascomycota; Sordariomycetes; Sordariales; Podosporaceae. Gene Ontology annotation, cellular component: plasma membrane. Gene Ontology annotation, biological process: copper ion transmembrane transport.